Molecule: messenger RNA, 983 nt
Organism: Paraglomus occultum
Lineage: Eukaryota; Fungi; Glomeromycota; Glomeromycetes; Paraglomerales; Paraglomeraceae
Source: the annotation of a GenBank genome assembly
AGAAGAAUUAGAUGCAGUAUUAAUGGGACAAAUAUUGGCGUUCCAAUGUGAUGGAAAUAUAAAAAAGGAUGGGCAUCGUUCACGCGAUUUCUUUAGAUACUGUUUUAAUGGACAAAUUGCUCUCUGUAUGACAGUCUAUCUAAAACUGGUAGGGGUUGGUAGAAAUAAACUUGAUGCGAUUAAGCGACAACUAGAGGAAUAUGGACCAACAAUGAGAGUACAUGGUAACAUUAAACGCCCGCCUCAGCGAUCGAGUAAAGUAACCAUUACUCACGAUAAUGCCAAAGAAGUUUCAUCUUUUAUCCUUAAUUAUGCUGAGAUCAAUGGGCUUCCAAGACCCGGUAGCCAUCUAGAAAAGGAUGAUCAGGCAUUGAUUUACUUACCUACAGAUGAAAACUAUACUUCCGUUUUCCAUAAAUACGAACAAGCUAUGAAAUCAAUGAACAAAAAUAAUGAUCAAAUCAGUCGGUCCUCCUUUGUUCGUUUGUGGAAAUCGCUCACCCCUCAUAUCAAGUUUAUGACUCCCAAGUCAGAUUUAUGCAAUGUUUGCGAAACAUUAAGAUGGAAAAUUGGUCAUACCAAUAGGUCUGAAGAUAAAGAAGAGUUACUAGUUGAAUAUGCUAGUCAUACAAGAAUCGCUAAACUCGAACACGCGAAUAUUACAACGAUAACAUUAAAAAAGCAAAAGAAAACGCUUCCCAUACUAAUAUUAAUAUUCAUUCACCACUUGCUAAUAAAGAAAGACCUACCCCAAAUACUGUUGAUGAGUGUUCCAGUACCGUAUUCUCCGCAACAAAUCGGUCCUUUGUACUUUAAGAGUGUGCGCUCAGUCAGUAUCUUCGGAAUUAAUGACACUGGUAAUCAGCCUCAAUCUCACCAAACAAAUUACCUUGUAGAUGAAGGAGAGUUCCCUGUGGGAGUAGCAAAGGGUGCGAAUACAACUCUAAGUUUGGCCUAUGACACACUUAUUGGACGUAACAGAG